UGAAACAAAUGAUUUGAUAGUUGAGGCAGUUGAUAAAAUUAAGUAUGAAGAGCUGUAUCAACAAAAAAAAAAAACUUACUAUCAAACGAACAAACUCAAGGUACCAACUGCUAAUCUGAAUAAUACUCAAGCAUCUGCAUGGAGUAUGAAAUACACAAAAGUAAUGGAAGUUGAAAAGGACCAGUAUGAAACAUCGUAUUCCAGCAAAGGCUUGAUAACCUUUUCCAAAGAUUCUGAGCUCGAUAACAAUAAUGAUAAUGAUGACGAAACUUGGUAUCUUUGCAACAAUGAAAUCCCCGAAGAUUGGUUAGGCCUAUGCAAUUGUGAAAAGCCUGUAGCAACUAAUUCAAAGUAA
Molecule: messenger RNA, 355 nt
Organism: Dentiscutata heterogama
Lineage: Eukaryota; Fungi; Glomeromycota; Glomeromycetes; Diversisporales; Gigasporaceae
Source: the annotation of a GenBank genome assembly